AUGGUACAGUUAUUACUAGUUCUGCUAUAUUGCAUAGUGUUAAGAUGCGAAACGAAGGAGCUACAUCUAACGACAUCUGAUGAGGGAUAUAUGACUGUUAUACAAGGUUUUGCUGCACGUCUUGAAUGCAUGCUUAAUACUUGUGUUCGACAUGCUUCUACUGUAAUUUGGUUGAAAGAUGAUGUGCCAAUAUUUAAUUCAACAAAAUUUUUGGAUAAUUCCGGUGUGGACGCCAAUUCUGUUUUGCUACAACAUAAUAUUGAAACUGAUAAGGAUAAAGAAUGUACGGGUAGUUGUUCAGAUACCGACGCUUGCUCUGACGGGUCACAUUGUAUGGACAAUAAAUGUUGUCAGUGUGCAUCGGAAGAUUUUACUCUUGUUUUGAAAAAUCUUACAUUUGAAGAUGCAGGUCGUUAUCGAUGUCAAAUAUCGAAUCAGCCUCAGCAGCUAGAAUUUCAACUGGAAGUUCUCGAGAGUGGAUUAAAAGGCGGGUUUCAUGAAAAUAUCAGUUACGAUUACAGUAAAUGCUGUGCAGAAAAAGGAAUUUCACCGUUAUGUCAGGCAAUGUGUAAGCCAAGAGACAUGCACAUUCAUCAUUUCGACCCAACAAGUUGCAAAACGGACGAUUAUAAAAAUUUCUUAUCAUGUGCUACAGAAGGUGGUAACAGAAGUCAUGUACAGUGCUGUAAAACACAGCUGGUGCCUUCGUUUUGCUACGAUUUUUGUUCCGGAAAUUUCCAAAUGUUACGCAAAUCUCAUCGAUUAUGCUUAUAUUAUCUCCCGGAAAUAUUUGAAUGUUAUAAUCGCGCGUACUUGCCGUUUCCUGAGCAUCCACAGGAUUUAACUGUUAAUGCGAUUCGAUCAGAUGAGUUGCGUGUGUGCUGGCGUCCACCACAACCUCAAACAUCGAACAAACAUCUUGGAAUUGAUCAUUAUACUGUGUAUUAUAAGCAAAUACCAUCAUUUCCAUUCUUGGGAGGAGAUGAUGGAAUACCUCUUUUAUCGGGUGAUUACGAAGAAAGCAUCCCAGGUGGAAUGGCUGAGGAUGAUAUCGCUGGCGAUAUUACACCAUCUGACGUUGGAUCCUUGAAACGUGGGAAACGACAGACAUGGCUUUUUGUGACACAUGAUUCAUCUACAAACGAUUCAACCGUUCGCGAAUUCAAGUUUGAUGAAGUAAAUACGACGGACACGUGUGUUACAUUAAAAGAUUUACGCUCAGCAACACGUUACAUAGUCUAUGUAACAGCAUCGAAUGAAUAUGGCAUGUCAGUACCGUCAUCACGAGCUUUGGCUGCGACAAAUGCGAUUGUCACACCAAUCAAUUCAACACUACCGCAGAUCGAGCAGUGUUGCUCAUCGAACGGAGUAUCACCGUACUGUGCUUCAAAAAUGUGCGAUGUACGAACUAUUCCAAACGCCCUUGAAACGAUUGCCAUAUCAACAUCUUGUCGAACUGAAUGGUCUAAAGUGAGUCCGUGUCUUGCCGAUGGACGUAAUCACACGGAUUGUUGUAUUAAAAAGGGUGUACAGCAUGACUGUUUAAAAAUAUGUGGUGGGGUUGCUGAACCUUUGACAAUGCAUUCAUUAUUGUGUCUCAAUUUGGAUAUUGCUGCAAUUUAUCAGUGUUUACGACAAGGCUACGAUACCCGACCUUCCCCACCUCAGAAUGUAACUGUAACAACUGUAACAGAAAAUUCUGCUGAAGUUGAAUGGACUGAACCAGCUGUAAAUGCUCAUCUUGUUGUUUCGUAUUCACUCUUUUUGAGAAAGGAUGAUCGCAGCCCAAAUGUCAUAGAGGUACAUAAUGUAACUUCACCGCAUACUGAGUAUGGCCUUACACCAGAUACUGAAUACACAGUCUAUUUACAAAGUCAUGGAACUACUGGUGAUAGUUUGAUGUCAACAGCUCAGGUUUUCUUCACACAUCCUUUGGUAUCAUCCUUCUGUCCACAUGGGGAACCGUUAUAUGAUCCAAAUGGACACAGAUAUUAUUGUGGUGCUGGCAUACGAGACUGUCCACCUAAUUAUGACUGUGUGGUAGCUGGGACUUCCGAAACUGACACAUUCUGCUGCUCGAAACCCCUAAAAAUCAAUCUUGCAAAAGAUUGCUGUCAACAACGGGGUGUUCCAGCAAAUUGUUUAUCUAUGUGUUCUAACAGUACCCCACUGACAUUGGAGUGUUCGGAAUAUGGUGAUAUAUGGGUUCAGUGUACUUCUGAAGGACAUGAUCAUACUAGAUGUUGUGCAGAAUCAGGUAUACCCGAUGAAUGCAUUUCGGCAUGCAGACAUCCAUUCACUUUUGAGAGAAGUUGUAUAGAAUAUACUCCAGUGCUGGCUAAAUGCUUUUCAUGGCUCACAACAAAUCUUCCUAGUGCAGUUGCAAAUUUAGAAGUGACCUCUAGGAAUUCGUCUUCAGUUAUAUUUUCAUGGGAUAUACCAUUGCAAAGGCCUGCAGAUGUUUAUCAAGUAACACUCGAGAAGAGCACCAGUGUAUUCAGGCAGAUUAAUGUUACAACUAAUUCUGCUCGUUUUGACGAUCUGCAGCCAAGUACAAAUUAUACAGCCUUUGUGACAGCAUUUAAUAAGCAUGGUUCGAGUCCUCCAUCGUUCAAAAUUUCUUUUGAAACGCUACCUGAUAACGAACAAAAUGAUAGACCAGUACCGCCAUUUGGGUUGCAUAUUGUGUGGAAUCAUGGACGACGUAUAAAUAUAACAUGGAAUUGGAGUUCAGUUCGUUAUAAUGGACAAAGGAUUACUGGUCCUGUAACAUACACAGUUAAUUAUGUCUCAACUGGAAAUGCAUCUGUUUGGAAUUCGGUUAAAACACAAAAUAUGUGGCAUGUAAUGGAAAAUCUAACGAUGAAUUCUCUUUAUGAAGUAUACGUAUAUGUGAGUGAUGGCAAUUUGCAAAGCAGAAGUUCAUCAGUUGUAACUGUGCUUGCUGCUCCAGAUGAAUAUUCCUUACCGGAACCGCAGAUCACAAUUACACCGGAGAAUGCUAAUCGAACCUAUCGUGUGAAUGAACAAAUUGCUGUUAAAUGUACCGUUCACAGUGAUCGAGUACUUAAUUUGGAUUUGUUAAUUGGGAAGACAUUGAUACAUAGUGAACCGUCAAAAAUGACUGUCGAAACAUUUUUAAAUGUAGCUGAAAACAAUAAUCUGAUAACAUGCACGGUUAUGGACACUGAUGGCCGUCAGAAUCGUGCUCAAAUGCAUAUUUUUGUACAAUUUGGGCCCAUAGUAAAUAUGGUAACAGAACAGAUCUAUGCUUAUGAUGACCUAUCAGCUGAAAUCCAGUGCAUCGUACAAGGUUAUCCAGAACCCAUGCUGGAGUGGCAUUAUCAAAAAUCACCGAAUGCUAUUCGUACGGAACGCCUAAACGAUCCGGUUCUUGUGAAGACGACAGCUUUAAAUCAAUAUGUGCACACACUUCUUAUAAAGAAUGUAACAGGUCGAAAUGGAAUAUACUCUUGUAAAGCAGUUGGUGCAGAUGGUACUGAGAUUACAAAAAGUGCCGAAUUGAACAUUGCUAAAGCUGCCUUACCGUUGACACCUCGUUUCAUAUUACAGUGUUGUGUCGAAGCGAAGAUUUCGGAAAAGUGCUUGCGUGUUUGUUCAGUAAACCCCGAAAUUGAUAGCGAUUGUUCGGCUUUUUCAGAAGACUUGCUACGAUGUGCAAAUGACGGUCGUGAUCAUCGGGCAUGCUGCAUGAAGACACGCAUUCCAUCGGAUUGCCUAGGUAUGUGCAGCGGUAACAAAGUUUCGAACAAUGCGUUAUGCUCAAUAUUUGCACCAAGAGCUGUAGCCUGCAUGAUUAGGGGACAUGAACGGGCCCCCUCACCUCCGACAUUACUUCGUUAUGAAAACGUUUCCCCUGAUUCAAUCAAGAUAUCCUGGAAUGAAACAGAAGCUGACCCAUAUAAAGUAUAUGCUAUUUAUUACCGUCAGGAAAACAGCAAUGGAAACUUUACAGUUGUGAAAACUAGCAACACGGAAGUUGUUAUAGACGGCCUCGAUCCUAAUACAAAUUACGACCUUGCAUUAGUCUCUGCGAAUGCUCUCGGCCAUUCACCAUUUUUGGAAACAAAAAUCAUCAAUACUUUCGGUCUAACACGAAGUCAUACAUUCAUUUCGGCAUUUUUCUUUACAUUUCUGGUGGCUGCGGCAGCAUCAUUUGUUGUAUAUACAAUACGGACAAACGCUUGGUUAAGGGUAAUCCAGAAACUUCAUCGAAGUCAACCACUUUCAGACCGAGACCCAUCAGUAGCUUUUGAAAAUCCAGGUUAUGGAACCGAAGUGCAGAUCCGAGGAUUGGCACAUUCGGAUCCAAUUGCAGCUACGGAAUGGCAAAAUGCUGAUCUUGAAGUGGCGGAUAAUUUGCCUACGGAAGCUAACAAUGGUAUGAGGUACGCGAAACUGAAUUCCUCCUAG
This is a messenger RNA of Brugia malayi, 4434 nucleotides long. RefSeq lists its product as uncharacterized. Gene Ontology annotation, molecular function: protein binding. Bases 1 to 4434 code for a protein of 1477 amino acids. NCBI's taxonomy places the organism in Eukaryota, Metazoa, Nematoda, Chromadorea, Rhabditida, Onchocercidae. The transcript is spliced from 26 exons. The record is from RefSeq and is a predicted model, not a curated record.